Acanthamoeba castellanii str. Neff is the source of this 840-nucleotide messenger RNA. RefSeq names its product carbonate dehydratase, eukaryotictype domain containing protein. The coding region runs from base 1 to 840 and encodes 279 amino acids. The transcript is spliced from 7 exons. NCBI's taxonomy places the organism in Eukaryota, Discosea, Longamoebia, Acanthamoebidae. The record is from RefSeq and is a predicted model, not a curated record. Gene Ontology annotation, molecular function: carbonate dehydratase activity; zinc ion binding.
AUGAAACAGGCCCGGUAUCCCGCCAUAUUGGUUCUGGUUCUCGCGUUCUGCUUCGCAUGCGUCCCUGGCCAGUUCGUCGAAGACGUGUUCGGCGCGGAGGACAUAAACUCACCUGAUGAGGGAGCACAUAUUCGGGUGCCACGGAGGGAUGAGUCCGACGUCCAGGUGUGGUCUUACGAGGGCAAAACCGGACCGGAGUACUGGGCCAGCCUCAUUCCAGCAGCCUACCUGUGCCGAUCCGGUAUGCCCUCCAUAAUCUCCCUACCGGGAUACAUGGGCGAGCUCCAGUUCAACUACAGCUCCAACUCUCGGGGGGAGUUGUGGAACAACGGACAUAGCAUCCAAUACCGGGUAGACAACUCCACGGGCCACAGCACCAUGUGGGGUGGGCCAAUGAAGUUGGAGAAGUACUUCCUCUUGCAAGUUCAUCAGCACGCGCCCUCUGAGCACACGAUCGACGGGAAGCGCUAUCCGAUGGAAAUGCAUUUCGUGCACCUCUCCAACGACACCACACCUCACUUGGCAGCCCUUUCCGUGCUCAUCGAGGAGGGAGCCGCGUCCCCCUACCUCGACCAAUACUUCCACCUGUUCGAUUAUACCGUAUCCAAGUAUGGCGAAAGGCACAAGCUUAAUGCCAUCGACCUGCAGCUCGCCUUUCCAGCCAACACUUCCUAUUGGACGUAUAAGGGCUCCAGAACUUCUCCUGACUGUGAGGAAGGGUUCACCUGGCUGGUAUUCAAUCACCCCAUGACCGCGUCUAGGCAGCAGAUUGAACACUUCACUAACAUCUACAACAAAACCAAUCGGUGCCUCCCCAUCCCUUGUAUUGUAGUUCAGUGA